AGCCGUAGCCCACGAUCGAGAGGUCCCUGCGAGCCGUGGUCGAGUCGUAGUGGGAGUAGCAGCCCAGACGAGGAUUCGAGAGCGGAGGGAUGGCUAAUAAACCUAAACCUCCGAAGAGAUAUAAAAUUGUCACUGUGGGCGAUGGCUGUUGUGGCAAAACGUGCCUCCAAAUGCGUUAUGCGCUCAACGAUUUUCCCGACUUCGUUUACUGUCCCACGGUGUUCGGUGCGCAGGAAACCAGUAUCGACGUAGGGGGAAAAACUCAUGACAUGGUUCUCUGGGAUACCGCCGGUCAGGAAGACUACGCUCGCUUGCGAUCCCUUUCCUACCACAACACCGACGUGGUUAUAAUUUGUUUCUCGGUUGAGUCGCAGGUCUCGCUACUCAAUGUCAGGGAGAAAUGGCUGCCCGAGGUUCGGCAUUACCUGCCCUACGUUCCCAUAGUUCUCGUAGCAAACAAAAUCGAUUUGCGCAAGGAUCGGAAAACCAUUGAAGAACUGAUGGCUCAGAACAGAACCCCGGUCACAAGUCACGAUGGAGCCGCGAUGGCAAGAAAAAUUCGAGCGCACGUCUACCGGGAAUGCUCAGCGCUCAAAGGAAUGGGAGUCAAAGAGGUUUUCGAAGCAGCAGUCAGAGCGGCCUUGGAAGCGCCCCCUCCACCGAAACGAUCGAUUUGUAAAUUACUAUGACGCCUACAUCUUUUUUUUGUAUAUAAAAUGGCGAACACCAUUCAUGCAGCCGGGUGAAUUUAGAGUGAGUCGAAAGAGGUUACGACUUUGUCAACUUUCCCUUUGCGACAGCAUUCGAUGGACAGCGGUGGGAGGAAAUGUCUUGGAGCGAGCGAGUUCGACGGGGAUGUUCGGGGAAUGAAAUGAAAAAAGGGAAUCUGGCUGAUUUCGAAUGCUGUCGAACCAACUUGCCCCGGGAGAG
This is a messenger RNA of Galendromus occidentalis (western predatory mite), 930 nucleotides long. Its product is annotated as ras-like GTP-binding protein RHO. Gene Ontology annotation, biological process: small GTPase-mediated signal transduction. The record is from RefSeq and is a predicted model, not a curated record. Bases 90 to 689 code for a protein of 199 amino acids. Gene Ontology annotation, molecular function: GTPase activity; GTP binding. NCBI's taxonomy places the organism in Eukaryota, Metazoa, Arthropoda, Arachnida, Mesostigmata, Phytoseiidae. The transcript has a single exon.